UUUAUCUCCCCUGAAAAGGAAAGGAGCAAAGGGGAGGAGCGAAGGCAAGAGGGCGGGGGAGGCGGCGCGGGCUCUUGGAGGCGGGACUUCCGGGGGGCGGCCCAGAUUUCCGGGAGAACAGGGAUGAGCUCGGCUUUCUCCGUGCCCGUGAGCAGUAAGGGUCCAUGAGCGCCGCACUCCUGGUAAGCUACAGCAGCAGCAGCAGUAGCUCAGAAGACGAGGAUGAACCCGGGCCUAGGGCCGAGUCGGAGCACGAGAAGGACGGUGAUGGCGGAUGUCCUCCUCCGCCUCGGCUGCCCAUUCCAGCCAGCGUGUUGAACAUGUUUCCAGAUUCAGAAGAUGGGGUUGUGGAUGACAUUGAAAAACAUGGUGGCAGAAUUCGAACCUUCCCCCACGAAAGGGGCAUUUGGGCCACUCAUGUCUGGGUGCCUUAUGAAGCAAGGGAAGAUUUUUUUGACUUGCUCAGCCUCCUCAUGACCCAGGCCCAGAGGGUCUUGCCCAGGCUCGUAAAGAUGGAGGAGUUUCACCUCAGUCUGUCACAGAGUGUAGUGCUACGAUACCAUUGGAUUUUGCCUUUUGUGCAGUCCCUGAAGAACCGCUUGGCCUCCUUCCACAGGUUCUUAUUCACAGCCAACCAGGUGAAGGUUUACACAAAUCAGGAGAAGACGAGGACCUUCAUUGGGUUAGAAGUCACUGCAGGACAUGCUCAGUUCCUGGACUUGGUCUCGGAAGUGGACAAAGUCAUGGAGGAAUUUGAUCUGUCAACUUUCUACAAGGAGCCUUCCUUCCACAUCAGCUUGGCCUGGUGUGUUGGAGAUGGAAGAUCCAAGCUGCAGGAGCAGGUCAUCCAGGAGCUGCAGGAGAUUGUGGACAGCUUUGAAGACUCUGCUCCGCUGCUCUGUGUGUGGGCCGAACAGGUCCGCUGCAAGUCUGGGAAUAAGUACUUCUCCUUCCCACUAAAGUGAGAGCGGACGACAGGCCUUUGGUCCAUGGCCCUCCUCUUGUGCCUGCGGUGGCCAGAGAACAAGCCUUCCUCUGCUGGAGAGUGAAGAAGUUCUUGGAGAGUUGUGAUCCCGGCUUUAUGGUUCCAGCCCAUUCUUCCGGUGAAAUGAGGGUGCCCCUGCCCACCAAACACAUUCCUGCCCAGCCAGAGAGUCCCAGACAGGACCUUUGAGGCUCUGUCUGCCUGGGCCCUGGGGCCCCGAAAUGCCUCCUCCCCAUCUCUUGCCCCCUCCCUCCUGAGCAGUUUUUGGGGUGUAAAUAAGUGGGUGACUGCAAGAGGGCCAUUUCCACAGGCUAACCAGCAGAGGGCAGGGCAGACUGUGAUUCCUGCCUGGGCCCCUGGCCCCAGCCCAGAAAUCUUGUGUCCCUGAGCUGAGCCCACCCACCCCCAGGAGCCACAUAGCUCCUCGGGAUCCACGCCCUCACGCGCUCCCUUCAGCUGUUGGUGUUUUGGUACCAUUGGCCUCAGCCCAAAUUUUUUUAAAUCCUUGUUUCCACAUUUCCCUCUGAUCCUGCCCUGGCUGUCCAGGUGUCUUCAGGAGGCAAUAUCUCUGCCCUUCUCACUUCUUCCCUUUGUCUGUCUCUGGCCCAGCCUGAGUCGUGGGGCUCUGUCAUUCUGCCCCAAUGUCCUCCAGCAGUCCAUCUCCUUCUCACCUUCCUGUGAACUCCCUCCCAGCUGCCAGGGGAAAACUUAACCAGAUGCUUCUGGUGACUUGGCUCUCUGGGAAGAACUGCCUAGAUUCCCAAACUCCCAGGCCUCUGGCUUCCCACAUUAUUUUCCCCCCAAAUAGGCCACAAGCCAUUCCCACAGAGGCCCUUCUCCUGGAUGUUCAUAACUAUCUCAAGUUUUGUCUCCAUUUGCCCCUUUCUGCCUGAUGAGCAACAAGAGUUUUUGGUUUUUUUUUAAACCCUUAUCUUCUCGGUUAGAAUCAAUACUAAAUAUCCAUUGGGUUCCACGGGAGAAGAGAGGAGGUAAGGGCUAAACAUUUGGGGUUAAGUGACUUGCCCAGGGUCACACAGCUAGGAGGUAUCCACCUAGUUGCCCCAGGAAAGCAUUCAGAGCUUGGAGGGGGGACCCUUUUUAUUUUUCCUUUAGGCCCUCACUUCAGUUUUUUUUUAAAGGGUUGUCCCUGGAUUUCUGGUACUAGUGAUGGGACUAUAUAUGGAUAUUUAAGUUCAAUGAAAUAAAUGUUUCUAUUUCUGC
Gracilinanus agilis (Agile Gracile Mouse Opossum) is the source of this 2206-nucleotide messenger RNA. RefSeq names its product U6 snRNA biogenesis phosphodiesterase 1 (gene USB1). Gene Ontology annotation, molecular function: 3'-5'-RNA exonuclease activity. The coding region runs from base 165 to 965 and encodes 266 amino acids. The transcript is spliced from 7 exons. Gene Ontology annotation, cellular component: nucleus. Gene Ontology annotation, biological process: U6 snRNA 3'-end processing. Lineage: Eukaryota; Metazoa; Chordata; Mammalia; Didelphimorphia; Didelphidae. The record is from RefSeq and is a predicted model, not a curated record.